Lithohypha guttulata is the source of this 1020-nucleotide messenger RNA. RefSeq lists its product as uncharacterized. The record is from RefSeq and is a predicted model, not a curated record. The transcript has 2 exons. Lineage: Eukaryota; Fungi; Ascomycota; Eurotiomycetes; Chaetothyriales; Trichomeriaceae. The coding region runs from base 1 to 1020 and encodes 339 amino acids.
AUGGGCAUGAACAUGGCUCCUACGCAUCAACAAGAGCAUACCGCUCACGUGGCAGAGAAGGUGAUGAGGAGGAUCGAAAUAGCAAAGGUUGCCAGGAAUCUUCAGGAUUGCCUCGCUUUUGCAAGCUUUAAAGCUCAAAAUGGCUGGCAGGACCGCACUUUGAGCACAAUCGAACCAGAAUUAGCAGAAAAGCUUGGAAAGAGAAAGAGACCUUUUCCCGACGACCUUCAUGCAUCGGAUUCUUCAUCGGGUAUCUCGACGACCACUACAACCUCACAUCAUCCUACCCAUUCAAUCCCUGCACAGUCCUAUGCCGAAUCAAGAAAAAGAGCUCGUGCCUUUUCCAACUCCGGAGCAUCAAAGCUCGAAGAUCAAAGCAACUGGAGACAGACCAAUGGACUGACACAAGCUUCACCUAUGCUUGAAAGACCCACCACCAUAGACUCAUCCUUCCCAUCGUUGGAGGACUCGCCUAUGUUUGAUGCUCCCUCUGCUUCGGACGAUGAAGACCAAGACUACAUGGUACCUUCCAUACAGGAACCGUCGAGUAGUAUCAUCUCGUCAUCACCUCCGCGUACCCCUCCACCAGCCCGCCGUAGCCUUGCAAGCACAAAGCAAGCUGGUGCCGAUUUGCUGCUCUAUCUCGCACACUCACCUCGCACUCCUGCUGUGCAUGUACACCAUAUCUCCAGCGUCACCAAAGGCAUGCCUUCUACCCCUCCUCAUCAACAUACAAAUCUACCUUCUUCUGUCAUGCAAACUCCCGGCACCCUUGGACUCUUCAAUGGCGCCUUGCAGACCCCUGGCAAUUUCAAUCUUGCUGAGUUCUGCAACGUCACACCAUCCCCUGCCCAGACGCAGUUCACCCGUUACGAAACUCCGGCUCUAGGCCCAACUCCGUGCCGCUCGACUAGACGAAGCUUGAAUUUUGACACUCUACUUCCACCCUCACCAUCAGGUCAAAGAAGGCAAGGCUUUGCACUACAACUUGGCGAGGAGCUUGAAAGACAACGAAUUUAA